Rotaria sp. Silwood2 is the source of this 1773-nucleotide messenger RNA. Lineage: Eukaryota; Metazoa; Rotifera; Eurotatoria; Philodinida; Philodinidae. The record is from the annotation of a GenBank genome assembly.
AUGAAUUUCGAAUCAUUAGCCAAUGAAUUAUUGCUUUAUAUGUUCGAAUUUCUUUCUACUCAUCAUCUUAUCGAUGCAUUUCAUGGUCUUAAUUCACGAUUCAAUUGUCUUCUUUUUCAUCAUUUUACUGUUACAGGUAUCGAUUUUCGAUCAUUACAUGCCGAUAAAUUUGUUACAAUCUGUCAAGAAUAUGUCCCAAGUUUGAUCACUCAACUACCUCCAAUGCAGAUAUCAAAGCAAAAGUGUUUUCAAUCACUGAAUCAAUUCAAUACUCAUAAUUUUGCACUUACUCAAUUUAUUCAAUUGAGAUCAUUUCCAUUAAGCAAUCCUUUACAAAAACCGAUUCCGAAAAAAAUCAUCUUAGGAUUGUUUCACUUAAUUAAUCUUACAGAUUUGAACUUCAGUCAGCAUUCUUUGGUAGCAGAUGACUGUAAGCAUAUGUCAACUGACUAUUCUUUAAUAAAUUAUGUAUGGAGUCUACCAAAUCUCAUUUAUUGUCAUUUGGACGCUACUAGUUGGCAUCAUUUGGGUUAUGGUAACUUCGUAGUGCCUACGGUGAUGUCGUCAAGUAUCACAAAUCUGUCUAUAUUGCAUCUAGAUACAUACUCUUUUGAUCUCAAUCAACUAUACGUGAAUACACCAAAUCUUCAACAGUUUUCGAUAUCAUUUUCUGACAGUUUUCCUCAGCAAAUUCUAACAUCACCUGUUCUAUCAAUCACAUCUUUAGAGCUGUCGCUAAGUGAACAUCAAUAUGAUCUACUUAAUAUGUUACAAUGGAUGCCUAAUUUAUGUCGAUUGAAAAUGAAUUGUUCUUUUUACAUCAGUGGAUAUAAAUUGGAAAAUAUUAUUUCUAAUCAUUUGCACAAAUUAAGAAAAUUCGAUUUUAAACUAUCAGUAUGCUUUGAAGAUGAUAAUAUGACCGAAGAAGUGGAUGAAUUACUUAGUGCAUUUAAAACAACAUUUUGGAUUGAUCAGCAUCGUUGGUUUGUGCAAUGUCAAUGGUAUCCAGCCACGUCAAACUAUGACCUUUUUACUUUAUCAUAUGCUUUUAAUGAUGUUUGUAUAAAGUAUCCAUUACUCUUGAAAUCUACUUAUCCUCAAAAUGACUACCAUCACAUAUAUGACGCUGUACGUUGUUUAAGAUAUGAUAAUGAGACUAGAAAAUGCUCUCAACAAUAUGAUAUUCGAUUCUACAAACUAGAAAAAUUGGAAGUACAACUUCCUGUUGAUGAACAUUUCUGGUCAAUUGUUCCAACAUUCGAUCGUUUAAUUUCAUGCGACAUAAUAUCACAUGAGAAUAGCAAAGAGUGUCAAGAUCAGUUACGAGUUCUUCUGUCUCGUGCAUUCAAUCUGUUGUUUCUAAAUCUUCCACGUUUAAAAACAAAUGAUUCUCUAGUAGGCGUAUCAUCGCAAAUCGACGAUAGAUUGAAAAAACAGCUCGAUCUGAAAGAACUUGUGGGUUCAUUUGACGAGAAACAAUGUCUGACUUUCUGUCAUUUACCUCUAGCUGCACAGUGUGAAGAACUUCACAUUUGUGUAAAAAAUCGCAUAUCAAUAUGUGAUCUUGUUAGAACAAUGCUUCAUUUGCGGUUAUUAUUUGUGAAAUGUGACGAUGAUAAACGACAAAAGCGAUCUGUAAUCAAACAAGAUAAAGAACAAGAAAAAUCAGAGGAAGAUGAACUUGUCAACUGGUUAAGACAGCAAUUGUCAAAUGUGCAGCGAUUGGUUCGAAUAUCUCGUUGGGGUUCUAUUAUUGUAUUGAGAUUUUUUUAA